AUGCAACGGAAAUUCACCUCCGUUCUUCUUCUGCUCACUUAUCUAUGUGCGCUGACCGUCCUCCACCAGACCCGCCGCUCUCUGGCUCUGACCCAGGACGGCCUCGUCCUCCAGGAGGUCAGGCGCUCCCUCUUCGACCCGAACGGCGCCCUUGCCGGCUGGUCCGCCGCCGCCGGUCCCCCCUGCAGCUGGUUCGGGGUCGGCUGCGACGGCCUCGGCCGCGUCGUGUCGGUCUCUCUCCCCGGCGCCUCCCUCGCCGGGCCCUUCCCACUCGCCCUCUGCCGCCUGCCCUUUCUCUCCAACCUCUCCCUCGCCGACAACUACAUCAACGGCUCUCUCCCCCUCUCUAUCUCCGGCUGCCGAAGCCUCGUCCACCUCGAUCUCUCCCAAAACCUCAUCCACGGCUCCCUCCCGCCGACCCUCGCCGACCUUCACUUCCUGAGGUACCUUAAUCUAUUGGCAAACAACUUCUAUGGCGAUAUCCCAGCAUAUUUUGGUCGGUUUGAACGACUCGAAUCUCUCAUACUCAUCGACAACCUACUGAACAGCACCAUCCCGGCAGCCCUCGGCAACAUCACGACCCUAAAGGAUCUUCAGCUGGCUUACAACCCAUUCUCACCGGGCCCCAUACCCGACGAGCUCGGCAACCUGACCAACCUGGAAAACCUGUGGCUCACCUACUGCCAGCUCGUGGGCCCCAUCCCCGGGAGCCUUGCCCGGUUGACUCAGCUUCGGAAUCUCGACUUGGCCGUAAACAGGCUCAGCGGGCCCAUACCGGGCAAGAUAAUAAUGGGCAUGACGCGGAUCGAGCAGAUUGAACUGUUCAACAACUCAUUCACCGGGAAUCUGCCGUCCGGGUGGUCUAAUCUGACCAUGUUGAGAAGAUUCGAUGCAUCCAUGAACGAGUUAACCGGUGUUAUACCGGACGAGCUGUGCAAAUUGCCCCUCGAGUCACUCAUCUUGAACGAUAACCGACUCGAAGGGAUAAUUCCCGAUAGCAUUGCCAGCUCGCCUAAUUUGAACGACCUCAAUCUGUUCAAAAACGGGCUGUGGGGUAACUUGCCGAGUGAUCUCGGCAAGAAUUCGCCCCUGCAGGUGCUGGACGUGUCGUCGAAUAAUCUCUCGGGUGAAAUUCCCGAGUUUUUGUGCUUGAAUGGAGCCUUGGAGAAUUUAAUUCUGAUGGUUAAUGCGUUUAAGGGGACUAUUCCAGAAAGUCUCGGAAAAUGCCGGAGUUUGCUGCGUGUACGGUUGAGGGACAACAGGCUACAGGGGGAAGUUCCACCUCAGUUCUGGGGCCUGCCACGGGUUUACUUUCUCGAGCUAUCGGGAAAUGCCUUUUCUGGAAAUAUCCCGAGCUCGAUACGCGGCGCGAAAAACUUAUCCAUCUUGGCAGUUUCAAAUAAUAGAUUCUCAGGAAGCAUACCGAGCGAAAUCGAGUUAUUAGAUGCUUUGAUCAACUUUGCUGCGGAUGGUAACUCGCUUAGUGGUGAAAUCCCGAGCAGCAUUCUGAAUUUAAGGCAGCUCGGGAGGCUCGAUCUUAGCAGUAACAAUUUUUCGGGUGGGAUUCCUACAGGAAUAAAGUCUCUGAAGCUGCUCAACGAGCUCAAUUUGGCUAAUAAUCACUUGUCGGGCCAUAUACCAGACGAGCUUGGGGGCCUUCCAGUGCUCAACUACCUCGAUCUUUCUAACAACAACUUUUCGGGUGAAAUUCCUGUCUCGUUGCAGAAUCUGAAGCUCAACAAACUAAACUUGUCGCGAAAUAUGCUUUCAGGGGAACUGCCUCCUCUCUUCUCAAACGGAGCUUAUCGGGACAGCUUUCUCGAAAAUCCCGGGCUGUGCUUUUAUAAUUCCAACUCGUGCAAUCGCAACGAGGAGAAAGCAAAUCGGGUUUUUUCGUGGGUGCUGAAGUCCAUUUUCAUCACAACGGGCCUCGUUUUCCUUGUGGGGAUUGUUUGGUUUCUGCUGAGGUACAGGAAACUGAAGCAAACGGCCGAAGGAGUUGCCACAAUAACUAAGUGGACCUCUUUCCAUAAGCUCGGGUUUAGCGAGCUCGAAAUUAGCAGCGGCCUCAAGGAGACAAACGUGAUUGGCCGAGGAGCCUCGGGUAAAGUCUACAAGGUCAUUCUGAGCAAUGGAGAGGCCGUCGCCGUGAAAAAACUGCACGAUACGUUGAAAAAUGACGAAAACGACCCCUUCCCUAGCGAGUUUGAAGUUGAAGUAGACACAUUGGGGAAAAUCAGACACAAGAAUAUCGUGAAAUUAUGGUCCUGUUGUGAUGCGGGAGACUGCAAGCUCUUGGUGUACGAGUACAUGCCGAACGGGAGCUUAAGAGACUUGCUGCAUGGCAACAAGAGUAGGCUUUUGGAUUGGCCCACGAGGUUUAGUAUAGUUUUGGGUGCUGCCGAGGGGCUCUCGUACUUGCACCACGAUUGUGAUCCGCCGAUCGUGCAUAGGGACGUGAAGUCAAAUAAUCUGCUACUGGACGAGGACUUUGGGGCAAAAAUCUCAGAUUUUGGGGUUGCUAAGGUUGUUAAGGAAAUCGAGAAUCGUGUGGAGUCAAUGUCUGUCAUUGCCGGUUCGUGUGGCUACAUUGCACCAGAAUAUGCAUACACGAUGCGUGUGAACGAAAAGAGUGACAUAUACAGCUUUGGUAUAGUUAUUCUGGAGCUCGUGACACGAAAACUGCCGACAGACCCAGAAUUUGGGGACAAAGGUUUGGCAACUUGGGUCUAUACGACCUUGGGCCGGGAUGGGCUUGAUCGUGUGAUCGACCCAGAAUUAGAUUCGAGUUACAACGAACACAUUUGCAAGGUUCUUGAUAUUGGGCUCGUCUGUGUCAGUAAACACCCGACCAGUCGCCCCUCCAUGCGUCGGGUUGUUGCUAUGCUGUAUGAAUCGGGUGCUGGCAUGUCUAAUAAUAGCGUAAAGGAAAAGGAUAACGGUAAACUUUUGCCUUGA
This is a messenger RNA of Striga hermonthica, 2958 nucleotides long. Lineage: Eukaryota; Viridiplantae; Streptophyta; Magnoliopsida; Lamiales; Orobanchaceae. The record is from the annotation of a GenBank genome assembly.